AUGAUGAUCCCCAGCCACUCAGGACUCACCCUCUUCAGCCCCUCCACGGCCGUCAAUUUCGCCUCCCCAACAAUGGCGAUGGUGACGCCUAUGCCGACCGCCGUUUUGAACGAAAUCAAUAACGAGGUCAAGCCGGGGCACCGGAAGUUGGUAUCCCCACCCCGGCCUUUCUGGCACGACGGACCUCUGCCCAACGCCUUCGCAGGCCCGCUCUCCGCCCACGAGCUCGCUGGCAUCGACGCGCUGACGAGGCGGGACAAGAAAGAGUGCGUCAGCAUCUACCUUUGCACCGAGGAGAACUGGGGAGGCGUGUGCCACUGGGCCUGUUUCGACAGCGGCCAUCAUAUGUACCUCCGCUCGCAGUGGCGUUCCAGGAUCAAGUCCAUCCGGACCAGCGAAGACGCCGAGUGCAAGUUCUUCUUCGGCCCUGAUUGCAAUGCCAGAUACAAGACCCAGGAUAUGAGUUACCCUGGAAACAACUUCAACAAGGAGGACUUUGGCGACGGCGUGGGAUGUUUUUACUGCCUGAAGUAA
Colletotrichum destructivum is the source of this 534-nucleotide messenger RNA. RefSeq lists its product as uncharacterized. The coding region runs from base 1 to 534 and encodes 177 amino acids. The record is from RefSeq and is a predicted model, not a curated record. NCBI's taxonomy places the organism in Eukaryota, Fungi, Ascomycota, Sordariomycetes, Glomerellales, Glomerellaceae. The transcript is spliced from 2 exons.